Lacerta agilis (Sand lizard) is the source of this 2015-nucleotide messenger RNA. RefSeq names its product ALG6 alpha-1,3-glucosyltransferase (gene ALG6). The record is from RefSeq and is a predicted model, not a curated record. The transcript is spliced from 15 exons. NCBI's taxonomy places the organism in Eukaryota, Metazoa, Chordata, Lepidosauria, Squamata, Lacertidae. Gene Ontology annotation, molecular function: dolichyl pyrophosphate Man9GlcNAc2 alpha-1,3-glucosyltransferase activity. Gene Ontology annotation, biological process: protein N-linked glycosylation. Gene Ontology annotation, cellular component: endoplasmic reticulum membrane. Bases 135 to 1658 code for a protein of 507 amino acids.
GCUAUUCAAAGGCUUACUGCCUCCAACAGAGGAGGUAGAAAAUAGCUGUUGUGGCAGUCAGCCACCGAUAGCCUUCUCCACAAAUUUUUCUAAUCCUCCUUUAAAGGAAUCCAGGUGAUUUCGGAAAAGCAGCUAUGGAAAAAUGGAGCUUAAUGACAAUUACUACAUUACUAGGCCUUCUUGUCCGUUGGACUGUGUCACUUGGUUCUUACUCAGGUGCAGGAAAACCACCUAUGUAUGGAGACUACGAAGCUCAAAGACACUGGCAAGAAGUUACCUACAAUCUGCCAGUGAAACAGUGGUACUUCAACACCAGUGACAAUAAUUUGCAAUACUGGGGCCUUGACUAUCCACCCCUUACUGCUUAUCACAGUCUUCUGUGCGCUUAUGUAGCGAAGUUAAUCAAACCAGAUUGGAUUGCUCUGCACACAUCUCGUGGGUUUGAGAGUCAGCCACACAAGCUAUUCAUGCGGGCAACAGUUUUUGUUGCUGAUAUGCUAGUUUACAUACCUGCAGUAAUCUUGUACUGUUGUUAUUUAAAAGAGACUUCAGCUAAGAGGAAGAUUUCUAGUGCUCUCUGCAUACUGCUUUAUCCAGGACUCAUUCUGAUUGAUUAUGGACAUUUUCAAUAUAAUUCUGUGAGCCUUGGAUUUGCUUUGUGGGGAGUGCUUUGCCUGUCUUACGAUUUGGACCUCUUGGGCUCAAUAGCAUUCUGCUUGGCUCUAAACUACAAACAAAUGGAGCUGUACCAUUCAUUGCCCUUCUUCAGCUAUCUCUUGGGAAAGUGCUUCAAAAAAGGCCUGGUGGGGAAGGGGCUGUUACUGUUAAUGAAACUGGGGUUUACCGUAGGUGUUUCUUUUGCUCUCUGUUGGCUCCCGUUUUGUACAGACGUUGAACAAAUUUUGCAAGUGUUCAGAAGGCUCUUUCCAGUUGAUCGAGGUUUGUUCGAGGAUAAAGUGGCCAAUGUUUGGUGCACCGUAAGUGUUUUUUUCAAAGUAAAGGCAGUGCUGGCAGCAGAAACCCAACUUAAACUAAGCUUUGCCUUAACAUUCCUGACUGCACUUCCCAGUUGCAUAAAACUAACUCUGCAGCCUUCUAUCAAAGGAUUUAAAUAUGCUUUGGUUAGCUGUGCAUUAUCCUUCUUCCUGUUCUCAUUCCAAGUGCAUGAAAAAUCUAUUCUUCUAGUUUCAAUACCCGUCUGCUUAGUUAUACAUGAAAUUCCUUUUAUGUCUACAUGGUUUCUACUUGUUUCAACCUUCAGCAUGCUCCCCCUUCUCCUGAAGGAUGGCCUGCUCCUGCCAUAUAUUGCGACAACACUGGCCUUUCUCACAGUGUGCGCAACUUCUUUUUCAAUAUUUGAAAAUACUUCUGAAGACAAUAUGCAGCUAAAAAUUUUCCCCACUUCCAUUAGACGAUGCAUUCCAUGGUUCAGAACGUUCUCAAAGAUUAUUAGGAGUUCAUUCCUUGUCUCAAUAACUCUGAUGGGCAUCCUGACUUUAAUGAGUGCUACAUUGGAUCCUCCACAAAGGCUACCAGAUUUAUUUCCUCUAGCUGUCUCUGCUGUAUCCUGCUUGCACUUUCUAUUCUUCUUGCUAUAUUUUAAUGUCAUUGCAAUAUGGGAAUCAAGAGAUAGCCGAAAUCAGAAAAAAGCCAAUUAGGUCAAAGUGCCAACCCGCAAAACUAAUGACUAAAGCCAGGGAAAACCUUUUAAUAUUUUCAUAGAACUAUGUCUUAAAUCAUAUGUAAUGUGAGGUAUAAAUUGCUUUCUUAUUUUAUGUAUUUGCUGGGGAAAGCCACACAAAAAUGUUUACAUGUCAAUUUGUGCUGUUUCAGGAAUGUGAAUAGCCAUUAUUAAGAGAGGUUUGAAAUGGACUCUUUGUCCUCUGUAUGCAAUAAAAGGGAAACAUCAUACUUGAUUAUUUGUUGAAGAUGGAAAGCUACUGUUACCUUGAAAACAACUAAGUAAUAUUUUGACCACCUUUACUGGCUUAUUUUGAAUAAAAUUUCCAAAUUAA